Molecule: messenger RNA, 3697 nt
Organism: Loxodonta africana (African savanna elephant)
Lineage: Eukaryota; Metazoa; Chordata; Mammalia; Proboscidea; Elephantidae
Gene: ELMO2
Product: engulfment and cell motility 2
Exons: 21
Coding region: 222-2384 (720 amino acids)
Biological process (GO): cell motility; actin filament organization
Source: RefSeq, a predicted model, not a curated record
GGCCUGACAUUCAUCUUGAGAUGGACAGGAAGGAGAUCUUCUAGACGAAGGUGGAAUUCUCAUGGAAUCUCACAGAACCCUUUGGAGAUAAUAAAGUGUAGUGGCUGGAGAAUGAAAUCUGGAGUGAGGAAAGCUGGAUUUGUGUGCCAGUUCCUGCGUCGACCUCAGGCAGCUUUGUCUGUGUGUGUGUCUUGGAGAGAUCAGGCCCGUCGGAAACUGCAAUGCCACCACCAUCAGACAUCGUCAAAGUGGCCAUCGAGUGGCCAGGUGCCAAUGCCCAGCUCCUUGAAAUCGAUCAGAAAUUGCCCCUGACAUCCAUCAUCAAGGAAGUCUGUGAUGGGUGGUCAUUACCAAACCCGGAGUACUACACCCUCCGGUAUGCAGAUGGUCCUCAGCUCUACAUCACUGAACAGACGCGCAGUGACAUUAAGAAUGGGACAAUCUUACAGCUGGCCAUCUCCCCGUCCCGGGCCGCACGCCAGUUGAUGGAGAGGACCCAGUCAUCCAGCAUGGAGACCCGGCUAGAUGCCAUGAAGGAGCUGGCCAAGCUCUCUGCUGACGUGACCUUCGCUACAGAGUUCAUCAACAUGGAUGGCAUCGUCGUGCUCACACGGCUCGUGGAGAGUGGAACCAAGCUCUUGUCCCACUACAGUGAGAUGCUGGCAUUCACCCUGACUGCCUUCUUAGAGCUCAUGGACCAUGGCAUUGUCUCCUGGGACAUGGUUUCAAUCACCUUUAUUAAGCAGAUUGCAGGGUACGUAAGCCAGCCCAUGGUGGACGUGUCGAUCCUUCAGCGGUCCCUGGCCAUCCUGGAGAGCAUGGUCUUGAACAGCCAGAGUCUGUAUCAGAAGAUAGCAGAGGAAAUCACCGUGGGACAGCUUAUCUCCCACCUUCAGGUCUCCAACCAGGAGAUUCAGACCUACGCCAUUGCCCUGAUUAACGCACUUUUUCUGAAGGCUCCUGAGGACAAGCGACAGGAUAUGGCCAAUGCAUUUGCACAGAAGCACCUUCGGUCCAUAAUCCUGAACCAUGUGAUCCGAGGGAACCGCCCAAUCAAAACUGAGAUGGCCCAUCAGCUGUAUGUCUUGCAAGUCCUGACCUUUAACCUUCUGGAGGAAAGGAUGAUGACCAAGAUGGACCCCAAUGACCAGGCCCAGAGAGACAUCAUAUUUGAACUGAGGAGGAUUGCAUUUGACGCAGAGUCAGACCCUAGCGGUGUCACCGGGAGUGGGACCGAAAAACGCAAAGCCAUGUACACCAAGGACUACAAAAUGCUGGGAUUCACUAACCACAUCAACCCAGCAAUGGACUUUACCCAGACUCCUCCUGGAAUGCUGGCCUUGGACAACAUGCUAUACUUGGCUAAAGUCCAUCAGGACACCUACAUCCGGAUUGUUUUGGAGAACAGCAGCCGAGAAGACAAACAUGAGUGCCCCUUUGGCCGUAGUGCCAUCGAGCUCACCAAAAUGCUCUGUGAAAUCCUACAGGUUGGGGAACUACCCAAUGAAGGGCGCAACGACUACCACCCAAUGUUCUUUACCCACGAUCGAGCAUUUGAAGAGCUCUUUGGAAUCUGCAUCCAGCUGUUGAACAAGACCUGGAAAGAGAUGCGGGCGACAGCAGAGGACUUCAACAAGGUUAUGCAAGUAGUCCGAGAGCAAAUCACUCGAGCUUUGCCCUCCAAACCCAACUCUUUGGAUCAGUUCAAGAGCAAACUGCGUAGCCUGAGUUACUCGGAGAUCCUGCGGCUGCGCCAGUCUGAGAGGAUGAGUCAGGAUGACUUCCAGUCCCCGCCAAUUGUGGAACUGAGGGAGAAAAUCCAGCCCGAGAUCCUGGAGCUGAUCAAGCAGCAGCGCCUGAACCGGCUCUGUGAGGGCAGCAGCUUCCGAAAGAUUGGGAAUCGCCGAAGGCAAGAACGUUUCUGGUACUGCCGCUUGGCACUGAACCACAAGGUUCUGCACUAUGGUGACCUGGAUGACAACCCUCAAGGGGAGGUGACAUUCGAAUCCCUGCAGGAGAAAAUUCCUGUUGCAGACAUCAAGGCCAUUGUCACUGGGAAAGAUUGUCCCCACAUGAAAGAGAAAAGUGCUCUGAAGCAGAAUAAGGAGGUGUUAGAAUUGGCUUUCUCCAUCCUCUAUGAUCCUGAUGAGACCUUAAACUUCAUUGCACCUAACAAGUAUGAGUACUGCAUCUGGAUUGACGGCCUCAGUGCUCUUCUGGGGAAGGACAUGUCUAGCGAGCUGACCAAGAGUGACCUGGACACGCUGCUGAGCAUGGAAAUGAAGCUUCGGCUCCUGGACCUGGAGAACAUCCAGAUUCCCGAGGCCCCACCGCCAGUCCCCAAGGAGCCCAGCAGCUAUGACUUUGUCUAUCACUACGGCUGAGCCUGGAGCCAGAGGCAACAGCCCAGGAAGGGAUUUGGGGCCCAGGAGAAACUCACAGUCUGGUGCCUUGUCUUUUGCUUGUACAGAAUCUGUAGUGACCACGGUGGCCAGUCAAUGCCAGCCAUUCCUUUGACCACCUCGGACUACCCAGAGCUUCCUCUUGGUCCCUGUCAACUAAGAGUCAUGAAGGCAGGUGCUCUGCCCUCCCAUCACCGUGAGGCCUGGAAUCGGGUCAUGAGGAAUGAACAGCAGAGGCCUUUGCCUUCCAGCCCAACAAACUGCCUCUUGAGCUGGAUUUAACAACAGCCACUCACCUUUUCUUCCUGAGCCUGCUCUCCGGUCUGCUGGACCCCCAGGUGAGCAGGACCUGGCCUAGGAAGGCUGCCUGCAGAAGACAGGUGUGCUAGGUGCAUAGAGAGCCUUGGAGCAACUGCUUCUAUGUGACCCAUGCCUGUGUCUCAGAUCUCAGUAGAGGCCUUGGCCAUGGCCUUUUUCUUGGUAGAUGCCUUGGGCCUUUUGCUUUUGUCUUCUCCAUUACGGCUCACUCCAGCCUCACAUGGUGCCAAGAUGCUGCUGCUUCUGAGAUUUGGCUCUAACAUCUCUGUUCUCUGGGACCACCAGAUCUUCCUUGCCCAGGUAGUUUUCAGGACAGAUGGAAAUUUCUAGCCUACAAACUCUCAUCCCUCAUCCCUCCAGGCUAAGUCCCACCCUCUUAGUCUCAAGAACUCUGCAGGGAAAGCCCAGAUGAGGUCAGGAGAUCCCAUCCUCCCAUGUUUGUAUCUUUUCCUUCCUUGGCAGAAAUCUCCCACCCGACCUGAAUUGCAGCCCUUCCAGUUUGCUUUCCUCUGGUCUGCCAACCCCAGGAUGUCUGCCCUUUCCUUCCUCCCCUUCCCAGCACUUUGGUUUCUGCCACUGGCUGUGAUGUCACAGAGCUGGUGGAGUCCAACUGAGGCCACAGCUGUGCUGUUGGGGCUUUCCUGCUGCUGCAGCACCUGUAAACCAUACACACAGCCUCUCUCCUUGGACACACAUUAACACAGUGGCAUUCGGUAUUGGUAGCCCGGCAUGGUAGGUACUGUCCCAUGAAGAGUGUAAUAUAUAUUUUCUUUACUAUAGGCCAUACUUAUACAGACGUGUAUAUAUAUUUAUAUAAGAUCUACCUAUCCUAGGACUCAAUGUUUGAAGGGAAAUAAAACUGGGGGCUAAAAAAAAAUAGGUAACACUUGCACUUGUAAGCCAAGAUUGUAACCUGAGAGCAGUCAGAAGCUUCCUGUCAGUAACCAUGUUUUCAAUAAAUACUCUUUCAUGUACCA